Habropoda laboriosa is the source of this 513-nucleotide messenger RNA. RefSeq names its product chymotrypsin inhibitor-like. The transcript has 3 exons. Lineage: Eukaryota; Metazoa; Arthropoda; Insecta; Hymenoptera; Apidae. The record is from RefSeq and is a predicted model, not a curated record. Bases 155 to 403 code for a protein of 82 amino acids.
AAAAUUUGAAGAACAAACUGGUCAAGAGGAGGCUCCGAUGUAAAAGUAUAAAAGCCUGACUGCGAUCAGCGGUAGGCAUCAGUUCAUUCUGACAAAAGAACCAAGUGUGUGUUCGUUGAAGUGUAACGAAAUUAUCAACCAAACGUCAAAGACAAUGGCUCGUGUAGCAGUUCUUCUCUUACUAGUCGUGGCAGUCGUCUAUGCCGCUGCAUACCCUAACAUCCCCGAAGACACGCAGUGUGGUCCCAACGAGGAGUUCAAGUCGUGUGGGUCACCGUGUGUGGACACUUGCCAGAAGAAAGCUAGUCCCGUUUGUGUGCUGAGAUGCCAGGUCGGCUGUCAGUGUAAACCGGGAUUCGUGAGGAACAACGACCAUCAGUGCGUCUUGACUCGUGACUGCUAACACCUGAACCAAUGUGGACUGCUAAUUUAAGACUGAUCAUCGCUACUCUGUUGUGGCUUACUUCUGUCAAGCUUUGUUGUCUGGCCGGAUUUUAAAUAUAUAAGAUACGU